Molecule: messenger RNA, 1662 nt
Organism: Colletotrichum paranaense
Lineage: Eukaryota; Fungi; Ascomycota; Sordariomycetes; Glomerellales; Glomerellaceae
Exons: 1
Coding region: 1-1662 (553 amino acids)
Molecular function (GO): acetylglucosaminyltransferase activity
Source: RefSeq, a predicted model, not a curated record
AUGGGAGCUAAGCUGCCCAAUCCGCAUCGCGUCUGCAGCAUGCGUAACCCACUUACGAGAACGCUGCUUUUUGCAGUCGUCGUCCUCAUCGUCAUGGCCCUCACCCUCAGGAACGAUGCCAUCGACGUUCGCGGCCGCAUUAUGAAGACGGGCGCCGGUGUCAAGUCAUCAAUCACGCAUCAGCAGCCCCUGGACCCCGUCAAGUCGCACGGUUCCUCGUCGCUUUCCGAAAAGAUCCCCGCCGAGCCCGCUCCCUCCUCAAGCCACGUCAUGAACUGCGAUAUCAACACCGACCACAUCAAGACCCUCAAGGACAAGUACGGCCUUUCCGAGAAGAUUCACUACUUCAAGCGCUACGUCAGGUUCAGUCGCAAGCCCAUUCAGCGCAAGGGUUACACUGUUUUGGAUCAGGAGUUCCUCCCCAAGAAGUUCAAGACUGUCGACAUCACAAAGUCGUACGCCCCUGAGGAGUGCCACGAGCCCCUGGAUGUCCCCGUCACACAGUCUUCCUAUCCUUCCACCGUCAACGCCUCCGACUUCAUGUUCGCUGUUUCUACUACCUACAAGCGUUUCAAUGACCCUAAGACAAGCCCGAUUAAGGAAUGGGCUCACUGGCUUACCGACAGCAACGGAAAGUCCAAUGGCGGCAAGCUUUUGCUGUUGCUUCUUGACGCUAGCGACGCUGAGUUGAAGGACGCCAGCGACAGGCUCAAGAGGGUUGGAAUUGACGCCGACGUCGCCCACUCCGACCCCUCCAUGGAGAUGGCUGUUCGCUACCUUACCCUGGUGCCUUAUCUGUACAACCACCCUGAGAGAAAGACCAGAAAGUGGCUCGUCACUUGUGACGAUGACACCUUCUUCCCCAGCAUGCACGGUCUGAUUGACAAGUUUGCUACCUUCGACCACCUCGACCCUCUCUACAUCGGAACCCUUUCCGAGGACGUCAACGCCAUUCACCGCCACGGCUCUCAGGCUUUCGGCGGUGCUGGUGUCUUCCUCAGCGUCCCUCUCGCGGCUGCCAUUAACCAGCUCUACGAGUCUUGCAAGACGGAGACCAAGAUCAAGGAGGCCAACUCAGGCUGGGGUCCUCAGGGCGAUAUCCUUCUCCGCAAGUGUAUCUACGAAAAUACCGAGGUUCGUCUGACCAAUAUUUGGGAGCUUUGGCAAUUGGACUUGUACGGCGACCCAGCCGGCUUCUACGAGUCUGGUAUCAAGCCCUUGAGCUUGCACCAUUACAAGGGCGGCGGUUGGCAUUACGCCAAGCCCCUCCAGUCUGCCAAGGUCGGACACGCUUGUGGAGAGGAUUGCGCCUACCAGCGUUUCAUUACUGCUGACGACUUCAUUAUCGCCAACGGAUUCAGCGUUGCCCACUAUCCCCAAGGUAUCGACUUCAACUUGGAUCAGAUGGAACGCACCUUCACUCCUGCUCCGGAUGACAUUGGCUGGAACUUGGACUACAUGUUCGGCCCCCAGCGCAGAUCUUUGCACAAGACCGGUCGCAAGAUUGCCUGGGAAUUGCAAGAGGCCCACGUACAGGAGGAUGGAUCCGUACUUCAGGUGUACACUCGUCGGAAGGACGAUGAGCGGUGGGUUGAGGAGGAUGGCGAGCCGAUGAGCAAGAUUGACGGUGUCAUUGAGCUCGUCUGGAUCCCUUCAACAUGA